GGAUAUUUCUGCAUUGGCGAGGCCAGGUCAUCAUGUCCGAUCCUUUCGCCGGCUUCGACGUGUUUGCGCCGUCGUCGUCGCACCGAGGAAACGGAGCCGCCGCCAACUUUAUGACGACACCGGUUGCUCCAUUCGCCCCGAGCCAACCGCCACAGCAGCAGCUCCACAAGCAGUCGUCGAUACAUCAAAACAUCAUGAGUCAAUUCCAAACAUCGAUUCAAACCAACGCAAACGGCCCUGCCCGAACGCAGUACAUGACGACGCAGCAGGCCACGGCCAACUUCCAGCCUUCUCCGUUCGCCACGACGUCCGUGCAACAACGCAACCCGUUCGCUGACCCCGUCGUCACCCCAUCGCAUCCCAUAGCCUCCAACGCGAACUCCCCACCUGUAACGAAUAACCCUUUCGGCGAUCCCUUCGGAACACAAGCCCCGCCGCCUCCCUCUUCGUUGGUGUACAAUUCUCACCAACAACAAUUCAAUGUCGCACCGCCCCAAUCGUCUCAAUACACCACGUGCCCCUCAGCCACGAUCCAAGACUUCGAUCCGUUCAGUCCCAAAGGUUCAACGCCCCAUCUCCCAUUUGACUUUCCCGUCCAGCAAAAAGCAACGUUUAGCGCCCGCCAGCCUUCGUUCACUCGACCCACUCAAGAAGAUGCGAGGCGGCCGCUGGACGUUGCGGCCUACGCGACGGCAUCGCCACAGCGCCGCGCGUCUGUUAAGGACAUGCUUGAGGCGGAAGCUGCCAUGAACAAGAUGUCGCUUGGGCCCAAGAAGCCAUCGGUCCCCGACAACGGGUUCUCCGUCUCCAACUCGUCCGAUAUCUUUGCCGUCAACACAUUCGCCAACCUCGACGACGACUUCAACCCGCGAAGUGCUGCGGGGUCGCGACGGAACAGCAUGGAGUCCGACGGCGGCGCAGUGUUGACGCGGGCGCCGUCGCAGUAUCUGGACGACGAAAUGGAAGAAGACGAGUACGAGGUCGUGUUUGACUAUGGAUCCAAGCUUGGCGUGCUCAUGGAGCGCGUUGACACUUUUGUCAAAGAGAACAAGCAAGACCGAAAGCGCGAGCUUGCCGUCGUCAAGUUGGUCGUGGAAGGCGGCGCCGCCGACCGCAUCGGCGUCAAAGUCGGCAGCAUCAUUCGAGGCAUCAACGGCAAAGACAUGGCCCGUGAGAGCUACAACACGGUGCUCGACCUCAUCAAGUCUGCGCCGCGCCCCAUGACGAUCCGCUUGAAAGAGCACAACGAUGCCAAGGAGACAUCCCAGGGCGCCGUGCUGACGCGUAUCUCGAGUGGGACGUUCAGUGUCGGGAAUCUGACCGCAGGCAAUGCCAAGUGGGACAGCAAAUACUUUGCGUUUGGCGGGGCCAAGAUGGAUGUUCUGCAGCUCUUCGUGUCACGCGCAGCGUACCACGAGUGCGUAAUUGCGCUGUACGAGAAGCGCCAAGUGUCGACGCAAAUUCAAUCGUUCCGCCUGUAUGGAGACCACAAAUUGUCCCCAAUCAAGAGCAAGAUCUACAAGGGCUACGGGAACUUGCACUACUUUUCGCUGACCGUGCCGUCCCUGCGCUUUGUCGCAGCCAAGUUUGCCAGUGAAAACUACGACACGAUCAAGAGCAUGUGGCAGAUCGCGUUCGAAGCCAUCGAAAAGAAGAAGCGCCAGGCGUUUUGAGAUAUUAAUUGGCAUGAAUAACACAAACGGCAAUGCAUACACAC
This is a messenger RNA of Aphanomyces invadans, 1717 nucleotides long. RefSeq lists its product as hypothetical. Gene Ontology annotation, molecular function: protein binding. Lineage: Eukaryota; Oomycota; Saprolegniomycetes; Saprolegniales; Verrucalvaceae. The transcript is spliced from 5 exons. Bases 33 to 1673 code for a protein of 546 amino acids. The record is from RefSeq and is a predicted model, not a curated record.